Messenger RNA from Leptonychotes weddellii (Weddell seal), 2526 nucleotides. RefSeq names its product H2.0 like homeobox (gene HLX). The record is from RefSeq and is a predicted model, not a curated record. Lineage: Eukaryota; Metazoa; Chordata; Mammalia; Carnivora; Phocidae. Gene Ontology annotation, biological process: regulation of DNA-templated transcription. Gene Ontology annotation, molecular function: sequence-specific DNA binding; DNA-binding transcription factor activity, RNA polymerase II-specific.
ACGAGGUGCAGCGGCGGAGGGGACGCGCGUGCCGCUUUCCCGGGUUUCGGACGGCGGCCUGUUUGGUUGUCGUCUGAGGCUCGGGGGAGGGUUUGGCUGCGUCCAAGGGAGACGUUCGGAGACAUCCAUCUUAUUUUGUUUGAAAAGUUGCUCGUCCAAGUUGUCACUGGGUGACAGCUUGGACUAAAGCUAAUUUGCGAACCGCCCCUCCUCUCUUCCCUGAGGCUCUCGGAGGCAGCGCCGCGGACGCGGUGCUAAAUUGGGCGGGGACUUCGGACCCCAGCUUUCUGGAGCCAGAGCUCAGAGCUGAGCAGCUUGGCAGCGGGAGCCCACGAAGGAUGAGGACACCGACUUUCGGGAUAAAGGCCGAGUGAAGAAAAAUCAGGCCCGAGUGAGGUCAGGAGGAGGGAAUCCAGGGGGCCACCCCCGUGUUCCAGGAGGCGGGCUUUGCACCCGUGAAAAUACACAGAAGCACCCGCUUCUCUGGGCAAGCGCUGGCGCUGGGACCAACUCUCUACGUCCGAUGUCGGUUUGGAGCUGCACAAGUUAGGGGAGGGUCAGAAUUCCCUGGAGCCUCCGCCCGGGCCCCUACGCAGGGGACCCCGCUCAGCCCACGCGGCAGCAGCAAACACUUUGGCGUGGCCGGGGCGUGGCCGAGGAGGUGGGCCACGCCCCUCUUUCCCAAUUCCCGUCUACUCCCCGCUCCCAUUGGUCAUGAGGAUGGCCAAUGAGCACUCGGAUCGAGGUCCUACCCUGGGUCUGACUCCGAAGCUCCUGCCAAAAGUUUGGGAGUUUUUAGAGAGGAGUUUUUUUUUUUUUUUUUUUUCCUUUUUUUUUUUUUUUUUUUUUUAAACUAACGGAUUAUUAUUGUUGUUGUUUUAAAUUUAGCUCUUAGGGCUUAGCUGUUUGGGUUUUCUUUUGGUGCCCAGCCCCUGUCUCCCCGGCUUCCCUGGCGUGUGCGGAGCCGCGGCCCCCGCCCGCCCAGCAGCUCCAGCGCCCCUCUCUCGCCUCCAGCCCGCGGGGAGCGCGGGCGCCGCGCCGCCUUUAAAGUGAGGCCACGGGCCGAGGCUGUGCCCGGCCGGGAUCCGGGCCUCGCCUCUUCCCUCGGUGGCGCUAGGGCUCCCUGGCCUGUCUUCAGCGCGGACGGAGAAGCGAAAGCGGAUCGUCCUCGGCUGGGCUGCCGCUGCCUCCGGGACUCAGCGCGCUCCUCCCCGCGCACCCACCCACCCACUGGGCCGGGCCCGGCCGGGCCGCGGCGGCAGCUCGGCUCACCCAGCCAGAAUGUUCGCCGCCGGGCUGGCUCCCUUCUACGCCUCCAACUUCAGCCUCUGGUCGGCCGCCUACUGCUCCUCGGCGGGUCCGGGCGGCUGCUCCUUCCCCUUGGACCCCGCCGCGGUCAAGAAACCCUCCUUCUGCAUCGCAGACAUCCUGCACGCCGGCGUGGGGGAGCCGGGGGCGACCGCGGAGGGUCUGGCGGGGGCCUCGGCCGCCGCCCUCACCGCUCACUUGGGCUCGGCUCACCCGCACGCCUCUUUCCAAGCUGCCGCCAGAUCCCCGCUUCGACCCACCCCGGUGGUGGCGCCCUCCGAAGUCCCGGCUGGCUUCCCGCAGCGGCUGUCUCCGCUCUCAGCCGCCUACCACCACCAUCACCCACAGCCACAGCAGCCGCAACAGCCUCCGCAGCAGCCACAGCCUCCGCCUGCGCCCCGGGCUGGCGCCUUGCAGCCCCCUGUCUCCGGGGCGCGGGUGGUCCCGAACCCCUCGCAUAGCGGCUCGGCCCCGGCCCCCUCUAGCAAGGACCUCAAAUUUGGAAUUGACCGCAUUUUGUCUGCAGAAUUUGACCCCAAAGUCAAGGAAGGCAACACGCUGAGAGACCUCACGUCCCUGCUAACCAGCGGGCGGCCCGCAGGGGUGCACCUCCCCGGCCUGCAGCCCUCCGCCGGCCAGUUCUUCGCGUCUCUAGAUCCCAUUAACGAGGCUUCUGCCAUCCUGAGCCCCUUAAGCUCGAACCCGAGGAAUUCAGUUCAGCAUCAGUUUCAAGACACGUUUCCAGGUCCCUACGCCGUGCUCACGAAGGACACCAUGCCACAGACCUACAAGAGGAAGCGCUCCUGGUCGCGGGCGGUCUUCUCCAACCUGCAGAGGAAAGGCCUGGAGAAGAGGUUUGAGAUUCAGAAGUACGUGACCAAGCCCGACCGAAAGCAACUGGCAGCGAUGCUAGGCCUCACGGACGCGCAGGUGAAGGUGUGGUUCCAGAACCGGCGGAUGAAGUGGCGGCACUCCAAGGAGGCCCAGGCCCAGAAGGACAAGGACAAGGAGGCGGGCGAGAAGUCGUCGGGCGGAGGUGCGGCUGCCGACGGCGAGCAGGAGGAGCGGAGCCUCAGCCGCUCGGAGGGCGAGGCCGAGAGCGAGAGCAGCGACUCCGAGUCUCUGGACAUGGCCCCCAGCGACACGGAGCGGACUGAGGGGGCCGAGCGGUCUCUGCACCAGACCACGGUCAUCAAGGCCUCGGCCGCGGGCGCCCUC